This is a messenger RNA of Arachis duranensis, 2280 nucleotides long. Its product is annotated as pectin acetylesterase 8. The coding region runs from base 259 to 1617 and encodes 452 amino acids. The record is from RefSeq and is a predicted model, not a curated record. The transcript is spliced from 19 exons. Gene Ontology annotation, cellular component: plant-type cell wall. Gene Ontology annotation, molecular function: pectin acetylesterase activity. NCBI's taxonomy places the organism in Eukaryota, Viridiplantae, Streptophyta, Magnoliopsida, Fabales, Fabaceae. Gene Ontology annotation, biological process: cell wall organization.
CUCCAUUCACAAAUAAUAAAUUAAAAAAAAAUCCAUUUUUUUAAAACCAGUGUUCAUUCAUUCAUUCAUUGAUUCAUCUCUCACAUAAACAUUAACACUGGACCAUUUUUUUUUAUAAGCCACCACCCUCAACCACCGCUACUACCCUCUCUUCAUCCACAUUCAUAUUCAGAUUCCUUCAUUGUAUGUAGCAAAAUUUAGCAGCACCUUCGAUUCAACCCGUUGAGCAUUUUCCACCUCAUUCUUUGUUUCAGCAGAAUGAUAGAUUGCACAAAAUGGUUAUGCCUUCUAUUUUGUGUACUUCUAUUGCUGAAGGCAGAAGCUUCUUAUGUUCCAAUCACUUUUGUCCAGAAUGCGGUCACAAAAGGAGCCGUUUGUUUGGAUGGGAGUGCACCAGCUUACCAUCUUGAUAGGGGAUUCGGAGAAGGGAUAAACAAUUGGUUAGUUCAGUUUGAGGGUGGGGGAUGGUGCAACAAUGUUACUACUUGCCUUGGUCGAAAGAACGGUCGUUUAGGUUCAUCUAAGAAAAUGGCCAAGCAAAUUGCCUUUUCAGGGAUUUUAAAUAACAGAAGAAUUUUUAAUCCAGAUUUCUACAAUUGGAACAGAGUCAAGGUUAGGUACUGUGAUGGUUCUUCAUUUACUGGUGAUAAGGAAGAAGUUAAUCCAACAACUCAAUUGCACUUCAGAGGGGCAAGGGUUUUUGCUGCUGUCAUGCAGGAUUUACUUACAAAAGGAAUGAAAAAUGCUCGAAAUGCUAUCAUAUCUGGAUGUUCAGCUGGAGGAUUGACCUCGAUAUUGCAUUGUGAUCGCUUCCGAGCUCUAUUGCCAGCAGGAGCUAAAGCUAAAUGCCUUUCAGAUGCCGGUUACUUUAUUAACACACGGGAUGUCUCUGGAACACAACACAUUGAACAAUUCUUCAGUCAAAUUGUUGCAACACAUGGCUCUGCGAAGAAUUUGCCUCCGUCCUGCACUUCAAGACUUAGUCCUGGGCUGUGCUUCUUCCCACAGUAUUUGGUAUCCCAAAUCAAAACACCAAUCUUCUUUGUGAAUGCAGCAUAUGACUCAUGGCAGAUUAAGAACAUUCUGGCACCAGGAGUUGCCGAUCCUGAAGGCCAUUGGCAUAGCUGCAAACUUGAUAUAAAUAACUGUUCACCUGAUCAACUUGAAUUGAUGCAAGGGUUUAGGACACAGUUCCUAAGGGCACUGACUGUGUUAGGCAACUCUCCAUCCAAAGGAAUGUUCAUAGAUUCAUGCUAUGCCCAUUGCCAAACUGAAAUGCAGGAAACAUGGUUCAGAACUGACUCUCCCCUGUUGAACAAGACAACAAUUGCAAAGGCUGUAGCAGAUUGGUUCUUUGAACGAAAGUCUUUCCGGCAGAUCGAUUGUGCUUACCCUUGCAAUCCCAGCUGCCACAACCGUGUCUUCGAACCACAAGACCAACCAGAAAAAAAUGUCACCACCAAAGGAACUUCAGAUGCAUCAUCAAGAAAUCCAAAUUCAUGGUUCCCAAAGUUAUCAAACAAGGGAAAAUGGAUGGAGCUUUUGUGCAUCAAACAAUGGAUAAGUGGCCUUCUUCCAACCUUGUUUAUUCUGGCUAUUUUUCAAAAGCUGCUUUGAUGAUUAAUUAUGACUUAGCUGGACCGUCUUUCUGUCCACCAUAUUGUAAAUAAAUGACUGACAAAAAACUUUAUAGUUGGAUACUACAAUAAUUAAUUGGCUUAGUGCAUGGUGCAUAAAACCUGUUGCUGGAGCACUUGAUAGGCAGAAGCCAGAAUGUAUCUUGUUAGCCUGGAUAUUGAUACUACUAACUACUUGGUACUAAUAACAACCAUGGAAGGCUAUCUAUGCAACUUCCUCUCUGUGUCUUCUCUUUUAAUGCUGUGAGAUUUUAUUUAACAAUAAAGAAUUACUCAUUUUUCUUUUAGCGAGUAAGUACAUUAGCCCCUAGAUUUUUUCAUUAGUUAGUUAAUUAGGACACAAAUAUGACUAUUUGAGAAGGGUCUACAUAUAGCAUUUAUGAUUUACUAGUGGAGUAAUAGAUAUUAAUGUAAUUUUUGGAUUUGAAUCCUCUAAAGUUUGAAUUUUAUUUUAAAGAGUAAAGUGUGAUCUCUCGCCAUUGAUUUUAUAGGUGGGACCAACAAUAAAUAUGAAAGAGAAACUAUUCAAUAGUAGAAGAUCACACUUUAUUCUUUAAAGUGAAAUUUAAACUUUAGAAGAUGCAAAUCUGUAACUUUUAAUCUACUAUUAUUAUUAUUAUUAUUAUUAUUAUUGUUAUUAUUA